Molecule: messenger RNA, 1743 nt
Organism: Malus domestica (apple)
Lineage: Eukaryota; Viridiplantae; Streptophyta; Magnoliopsida; Rosales; Rosaceae
Source: RefSeq, a predicted model, not a curated record
AUCAAACGUCUUAUAUAAACUAAACCCAACAAAAUAUCCUCAUUUUCAACACUGAGCUCUCUCUCUCUCUCUGCUCGAAAGAAGAUCUGUCUUUUUAUUCCUGUGAUCAGAGAUGAAUUGUCUCCAGAAUCUGACAGGAUCCUCUGUUUUUCCUCUCCGGAGCUUCGGAAGCAAUCCCACGAGGAGGCCUUCCUUCUUUAUCGCAACUCUGGGAACGAUGAGCUGCAUCGAUCUACCCAGAAGCAUGGCUGUGAAGGCAAUUUCUGGUUCCACCUCUAGUGCUGAGACGAGUGGUGCUGAAGCGAAAGAGGAAAAGUCUGAGAUAUAUAGUAAUAACAUGACAGAAGCCAUGGGUGCUGUCUUGACCUAUAGGCAUGAGCUAGGUAUGAACUACGACUUCAUACGUCCAGAUCUGAUUGUGGGGUCUUGCCUACAGACACCUAAAGAUGUUGACAAACUUCGAAGCAUCGGCGUGAAGACCAUUUUUUGCUUGCAACAAGAUUCAGAUUUGGAAUAUUUUAGUGUUGACAUCGGUGACAUUCGAGAGUAUGCCAACACAUUUGAUGACAUUGAACACUUGCGUGCUGAAAUAAGGGACUUUGAUUCAUAUGAUCUACGUCUCCGGCUUCCUGUUGUUGUUAGCAAAUUAUAUAAAGCCAUAAAUCGAAAUGGAGGUGUCACUUAUGUGCAUUGCACUGCUGGACUUGGAAGAGCUCCUGCAGCUGCGUUGGCUUACAUGUUCUGGGUACAGGGAUACAAACUUACAGAUGCUGUCAAUUUACUGCUGAGCAAACGUGCGUGCUUCCCAAAACUGGAUGCUAUAAAAAAUGCUACUGCAGAUAUUCUUACAAGCAUGACAAAAAGGGUUGUCACAUUGACUUGGGGAGGUGAUAAUUGCUCUACAGUGGAAAUCUCAGGACUUGACAUUGGAUGGGGUCAGAGGAUUCCUUUAGAGUUUAAUAAGGAACAGGGUUCGUGGAUUCUCAAGAGGGAAUUGCCGGAAGGACGAUAUGAAUAUAAAUACGUCAUUGAUGGUGGAUGGACGCACAAUAAGCAUGAGCCUUUCACCUCUCCCAACAAGGAUGGCCAUGUCAACAAUUAUGUUCAUGUUGUUGAGGACGACCCUAACAGUGAAAGUGCGGCCAUACGGAAGAGGAUGACCGGUGAUGAUCCUCAUCUUACAACCGAGGAACGACUGAAAAUAAGACGGUUCCUCGAAUCUUGUCCCAGUGAUGAGUGAAUUACAAAAGAGCAAUACAAGGGUUCUAGCAUGUAAAGUAGUAACUGAGGAUGAACAUAGGAAAGCUGUGUUUGCUUGUGGCAGAGGUAAGUCCUGCUCAACUUGAAUUUUCCACUGCCUUCGCUUCAAGAUUAUUGGUUCAAGUAGAUUCGAUUUGAUGCGAGUUUGUCGAGAGAUUUAUGAUAUUGAAUACUUGCUACUUGCACAAAAUUCUACUUAUAUUUGUUUGAUCCGUAAACCCGAAACCUAACUACUGGAGGGUUCAAGACUUGUAGAGAUGAUGGUAGGAUGCGUUCUGCAGAGAUUAAUAGAGAUUGGGGAAUUCUGGGGGUUACUGUAAGUGACCGAUUAUUAGUGGUGAGCUUGUUUUAUGAUUUCUUUUCUGUUGUUUUUUUUAAUUAUAAUUUAUAAUGUAGCUUAAGUAUGAAGUAUUUGGGCUCAUGAGUCAAACUUUCAGUCCGGUGUUAGACGGAGUGAUCUAACAUUUGGACGCAUUUGAGAAA